AUGGCCAAGAUGCGGGGAAUCCUGAUUCUGGGGCUCCUACUGGCUACCCCCAGCUGCCUCGGCUACUUGGAGGACCUGGCCAAGUGCUUUCGGGACCCCGAAUAUGAGUCCAGUCUUGUCACCGCACAGGAGGGACUCCACAUCUCCCCGUUGCCCAAGCGCGUGGUAGUAGUGGGAGCUGGUAUGUCAGGCCUGGCGGCAGCCAAGACCCUCCAACACGCUAGCCACCAGGUAACCAUCCUGGAAGCCAGCCACCACAUCGGGGGUCGAGUCAGCACAUUCAGGAACGAGGAGGAGGGCUGGUACAAUGAACUGGGACCCAUGCAAAUCCCAAAGUCCCACAGGCUGGUUCAUACCUACGUCAAGAAGCUUGGCCUGAAGCUGAACAAGUUCAUAGCAUAUGAUGGCAACACCUGGUACCUCAUCAAAGGACAACGCUAUCGCACCAGGGAGGUCCAGGACAAUCCAGAGGUCCUGGGCUAUUCCAUGAGCCCAACGGAAAGGGGCAAAAGCCCUAUGAAUCUCUUCUACCAGUCCAUUGCCAAGCUCAAAGAAAAUCUGAACAAUUUCAACUGCGGCCACCUGUUGUCCUUUUAUGAUUCUUACUCCACCAAGGCUUACUUGGUGAAGGAAGGGGAGCUGAGUGAAGGAGCAGUAAAGAUGAUCGGGACUGUGAUGAAUGAGGAUUCUGGAUACUAUAAGUCCUUCCUAGAGUCCCUGUGGAGUAGCUUCAUCUUCUCCAAAAGUAACAACUUUUCUGAGGUCACCGGUGGCUUCGACCAGCUCCCCAAAGCCCUCAGCGCUAGCCUGAAGCCUGGCACCAUCCACCUGGGCUCCAACGUGGAGACGGUAGUGAGGGAUGGGCCUGAGGUCCGGGUCUCCUACCAGGUGGGCAAGUCCAGGUGGGCACUGAACACGCUCACCGCGGACUUUGUCAUCAUCACGGCCUCAGCCAAGGCCACGCGCCUCAUCACCUUUAAGCCACCGCUCUCCCCAGACAAGACGGAAGCACUCCGCUUGGUGCAUUACACCAGUGCCACCAAGGUGAUCCUGGCCUGUGAGGAGCCCUUCUGGGAGCGGGAUGGCAUCCGGGGUGGGGUCUCUGUCACCGACAGGCCCUCGCGCUACAUCUACUACCCCAGCCACAGCUUCCCCAGCGGCAAGAGCAUCCUGCUGGCCUAUUACACCGUGGACGAUGACUCCCUCUUCUUCACAUCCAUGACACACGAGCAGAUGGAGGAUGUGGUCCUGGAGGACCUGGCGGCUGUGUACCAGAUAGCCAAGGACGAGCUGCCGCGCAUAUGCCCCUCCUCCGUGGCUAAGCGCUGGUCUCUGGACCCCUCCACCAUGGGCGCCUUCACUGAGUUCACACCCUACCAGUUUAUCGACUAUUCACAGGAGCUUUUCAAGCCUGAGGGCCGCAUCCACUUUGCAGGCGAGCACACCAGCCUGCCCCAUGGGUGGAUAGACACUGCUAUCAAUUCCGGCCUGCAAGCGGCCAGGAAUAUCCAGGCUGCUGUGGAUGAGGAGGCCACGGGAGAGUAG
This is a messenger RNA of Callorhinus ursinus (northern fur seal), 1545 nucleotides long. The record is from RefSeq and is a predicted model, not a curated record. Lineage: Eukaryota; Metazoa; Chordata; Mammalia; Carnivora; Otariidae.